GAGAGAGAGAGAGAGAAAUAGAUUGAACAUGGCCAGCAGAGUGGCCAUGGCCCAGGCUAUCUGAUAAAAGGGAGACUAGCCGAAGAUAGAGACUAGAGCGGGUGAGAAUAGCAAACAUUCAGACUAGUGAGAAUAGUUAUAAGGAGGAGGAAGAGCUGAGGGUCAGAAAGCCCAUGAGCAGGCAGGCUGGAGUUUCGGAUUGAGGAGGAAGUUAGUUGACUAGGAUGCUAGUGUGUGGAAUUGGAGUUUCCUUUAAACGUGACAAUUAUAAUGAGGUAAUAGAAGCCUCCUUGAAUUCAAAGCUAGCCAAGGUUACAUUGUAAAACCCUGUCUCAAUGGUGACAUCAAUUUACUGUGGUUCCUAUUGAGCAGAGCCUUAUGAGAAGAUCUUAUAAGUGAAUAUUUCCUUUGUUGUUGCUGUUUUUAUUUAUUUGUUUAUUAUAUUUUUUGAGACAAGAUUUCUUUGGAUAGCCCUGGCUGUCCUGGAACCAGGUUUAUAGACCAGGGUCAUCUCAAACUCAGAAAUCUACCUGUCACUGUCUCCUGAGUGCUGGAAUUAAAGGCCAUUGAAGGUGUCAAACAUCAGAUGACUCCAACCACAAUCUGACGAUCUGUAGUCCUGUGAAAACCCAAAGCAAAAAGCUCCAGCGAUGCUCCCAGUACCCUGAAAGGAAUAAAUGUUCUAAGAACGGGAGGAAUUAACUAUGGAUAAUUCAUACAAUUUAAAUGAACAAAGCUCAUGGAAUGGAAUCUCAUCAGAAAAGAAAAAGAAUUUCCUUGCAUCAGAAGAUCAUGGACAGAAAAUCUUAAGUGUACUACAGAGAUUUAGAGAACAGAAUGUCUUUUAUGACUUCAAAAUAAUCAUGAAAGAAGAAAUAAUCCCAUGUCAUCGUUGUGUGUUGGCUGCAUGCAGUGACUUUUUCAGGGCUAUGUUUGAAGUAAACAUGAAAGAAAGAGAUGACGGAAGUGUUACUAUCACAAAUUUGUCCUCCAAAGCUGUAAAGGCAUUUCUUGACUAUGCCUAUACCGGAAAAACAAGAAUAACAGAUGAUAACGUGGAAAUGUUCUUCCAGUUAUCAUCCUUUCUUCAGGUUUCCUUCCUGUCCAAAGCUUGCAGUGACUUUUUAAUAAAAAGCAUCAGUCUAGUCAAUUGUUUGCAUUUGUUAUCUCUGUCAGACAGCUACGGCUCUGCCCAGUUGUUCAAUGACACUUUAUAUUUCGUGCAGCAUCACUUUCAUUUGCUGUUUAAAUCCAAAGAUUUUUUAGAGAUGAAUUUUGGAGUGCUGCAAAAGUGUCUGGAAUCAGAUGGGUUGAAUGUACCUGAAGAAGAAAUGGUCCUAGAGGCUGUCCUCACAUGGAUUAAGUAUAACUUAGAGUCCAGGCAAAAGCACCUGCCUCACUUGAUUACAAAAGUAAGAUUACAUCAGUUAUCUGAGGACACACUUCAAGACUGUUUGCUCAAGGAAGAGUAUUUGCUCAAAAGUACAAACUGUUUUGACAUAAUCAUGAAUGCUAUUAAGUGUGUGCAAGUUUCUAGUGGCCUCUUUCCUGACGCUCGACCAUCCACAACUGAAAAAUAUAUAUUCAUCCAUAAAACUGAGGAAAAUGGAGAAAAUCAGUAUACAUUUUGCUAUAAUAUUAAAACUGACUCCUGGAAAAUAUUGCCACAAUCACAUCUGAUUGAUUUGCCAGGUUCUAGUCUGUCUAGCUAUGGAGAGAAAAUAUUCUUGACAGGUGGUUGCAAAGGGAAGUGCUGUAGAAAGGUUCGACUUCAUAUUGCAGAGUCUUACCAUGACGCCACUGACCAGACCUGGUGCUACUGUCCAGUUAAAAAUGAGUUUUUCUGGGUUUCAACCAUGAAAACCCCAAGAACCAUGCAUACAUCAGUCAUGGCUCUCAAUCGAUUAUUUGUUAUUGGCGGAAAGACUAGAGGAUCCCAGGACAUUAAAAGUCUCUUAGAUGUUGAAUCUUAUAAUCCACUGUCCAAAGAGUGGACAUCAGUUAGCCCUUUACCCAGAGGCAUCUAUUACCCAGAAGCCAGUGCAUGCCAGAAUGUCAUUUAUGUCCUUGGAUCUGAAGUAGAGAUUGCUGAUGCUUUCAACCCAUCACUUGAUUGCUUUUUUAAAUACAAUGCUACAACUGACCAAUGGUCAGAAAUAGUAGCAGAGUUUGGGCAAUUUUUUCAUGCUACUUUAAUUAAAGCUGUCCCAGUAAACUGCACCCUUUAUAUAUGUGAUCUUUCCACCUAUAAAGUAUAUAGUUUUUGUCCUGAUACUUGUGUUUGGAAAGGAGAAGGGUCUUUUGAGUGUGCCGGCUUUAAUGCAGGUGCAAUUGGAAUUGAGGAUAAGAUUUACAUAUUAGGUGGAGAUUAUGCACCAGAUGAGAUCACAGAUGAAGUGCAGGUCUACCACAGUAGUAGAUCAGAGUGGGAAGAGGUGUCACCAAUGCCAAGAGCUUUAACUGAAUUUUACUGUCAGGUUAUUCAGUUCAACAAAUACAGGGACCCAUGGUAUUCUAAUCAUUUCUAAAAGUAAUAUAUGCAUGAGUGCUCUAAAAUUACACAUAGUAGAAUUGGUUAAAAUAUAUCUGGGCACAAUAAAAUGUUCCUUCUAUCCAAGAAUGACUAUAGAUGUAUGCUAUUUCCAGAAGUUUAAUACAUUUUACCAAAGUUUUAUUGAAUAUAAAUUCAUUUUGAAUAAUCCAGAAUAUAUAGUAUUUUCUUAUAUAAAUGAAAAUUACAAAUGUAUGCCCACUUAAGUUAAAGGAUAGAAAAAUCAGUGUUCACAGAUGUGUACUGUGUAGAAGGGAAAGUUUUCUUGAAGUGAAAAUGGCUUAUAGACUGUACAUUGUGUGACAUGAAGAUAAAUUAGAAAUAGAUGAAAAAUUUACAUUGAACACUCAAGUGUAAGAAUUGUUGAACCCCUACUAAUUUCUGCUUGCUGGAUAAAUGAUUUCAUUUCACAUUUGUGUUGCCAGAAAUUUUCCACAAUAUACUUUUUUACUAUUAUUGUAUAUAAUGUUAUGUACAUGCAAUAUAUCUUUGUCAUUAAGAAUGUAUUGGAACACAUUACAUUGCUAAACCAUUGCAGUUAUUAUUUUUUUAAUUUCUGAUUCUAUUUGUUUUCACUGUCAUCUAGAGACCUAGCUUUUAGUAAGUCUCUAGCACUUGACACUCAUUUUCUGGUUCACAUUUAAUAGAUUUACAUUUUUUAUCAUCAUUCCAAAUUGUACCAACCUGAGUGUUGUCUUAACAUAUAACUCACUGGAUGAUAUCCUUAUAAUCUGAAAUGAUACUUUUAAAAUAGUUUUUCUACAUUAGUCCCUAUUCCACAACAGAGAGGAUAUAGAAAUUUUUACCUCUAGAGAAGUUGGUCAUUAUCAAGUCAGCAUACAAAGUAGUAGGGUUUGUUGUGGUCUUUUUAUGCAUGUUUGUCAUUAUAAUUUAGUUCCUAUUCCAUAUCCCUUUCACACUGCCUCUACACAUCCUGCAAGUCCUACUCUAGCUGCUUUCUUCCUGCCAGAUAGUAGUCCCCUUUGGUUUCCAGUUCACAUGCAUUCUGUAAUGCUCUCUUCCCCCUUAAAAUCUCUUCUUUCAGAGUAAUCUUUCUACCUACUCCCCCCUCAAGCACACACACAUUAUAUAUGUUGCACAGAUAUAGAAAUAUCUAGAUUUAGUAUGAGAGAAAAUACAUGUCUUUCUGGAUUUGGCUUAUUUCACUUACCAUAUUGAACUCUAGUUCCAUCCAUUUUCCUACAGAUGCUUUGAUUUCAUUCUUGACACCUGAUUAUAAUUUCAUUGUGCAUAUACCCAACAUUUUCUAUAACCAUUCAUUGAUGGGCAUCUAGGCUGAUUCCUGAGUGUUGUGAAUAAUGUAACAAUAAACAUAUUGUUCACUAAUUCACUAAUCAUUUGUCUCUUUAACCAGGAGUUGCAGUGAAGUUCCAGGGUCUAAUUAAUACCUUACCUGGCAUGGGCACUAAAUUUAUUUAAAGCACCAUGUUGUUUUACAACUUCAGUAAAGUAUUCCAAGUGAAUUCCUCUCUCAAAGAAAUGGUAGGACUUUUGAUACCGAUAAUUUCAAAAUGUAUGUUUAUGUCAGCUUUAAUGAGAGCAUGAGCAUCCUUGUUUCUGAGAAAAAUUGUUCUGUUUUGCAAGACACAUGCUUAUUUAAUUGCUCUAUUAAAUAGUAGAUAUUAAAAUAUAUUAGAUAUUGGCAUUUUAGGUUGUAAGACCCAUGAUUUGUAUCUCAAAAAUCAUAUAGUUUGCACAACUUAAAACUAGUAUGGUUUUAGUUUUUAAAACUUCUUUCAGUUUUUAAAACUUUCUAUGCUACAUUGUAAAUCUUAAUUUGUAGUAACUGUGCAAUUGAAAUUUACCUAAUUUUAAAAGAAAAUUCUUCUACUUUACCACAUGGAUUUUCAAUAUCAAAGUAUAUUUUCAUGUACCUUCAAAAUCAGACUCUCAGAUAUCAGUCACAGAUAUUAUUUUUAAGCACAGUCAGGUGACUUUGCUCUUUCUUUUGUGUACUUAAUAAAAAGAAAGCUCAGUAGAUGUUUCUCUGACAUUUUUCCCCCUCUGGCAUUCUUAAAGCCAGUAACAAUGAGUCACCUAUAUGGGGUAUUUCUUAGUGAAGUGUGCUUAAAUAAUAGCAUUACUGAAUCUAGGAAUUAUUAAUUUCUUCCAAAAAGAAAAAAAAAACUAAAGCAAAAAAAGAAUCCCCUCCCAACAAUCUUACAUUAUGAAAUCAACUCCGACGCUGCUAUUCUCACUGACCAUGGGUUUAUGGUAGUAUCUCUUGACAUAUACUUGUUGUCAAGACCUAAUUGGUUCCAUCUACUUUGGAUUUGUUGCCUUUGCUUAUGCUGGUUUAGGACUUAGUUCUAUUGCUUUGUUUGCUUUUUUAAAAUGUUCAUUAUGUUAUUAUGAAGAAAAUACUAUAUCCAAUUAUAAAAGCCAUUUCUUUAUCCCCACAGGCAUAGGCUUGGCUCCACUAUUUCAUCUAACUGCACUGAUGGGGAAAAACGGUCCUAUGAUCAGCAUCUCCAUGACCCUAUACACACUGGACCCAUGACUAAAUCAGUUACAUUAUCUGUCCCACGACUAAAUUAGUAUUCCCUGUGGUCUUGCCAGGUACUAUGGCCUUGCUACCUAAGAACAAAAUGUAUCACUAUGGCCCUUAACAUUUUGGUUUUCCAAUGUGCAAAUCUCUAUAAUCUCUGGUUUAUUCUAAAAAUAUAACUUCUUUUUAUGACUUCUCUCAGUAUUAACUUCCAUUAAGGCCUUUACCCAGUACUACAGUAUAGCAAACAAAAUAAUGAAGCUCAUUGCCAAGACUACUGUCAUUCCUAUGGGGGAAAUUUUUUUUAAACAAUUCUCCAUCCAUUAUCUUUUGUCUUGUUUUACCUCAUUAGGGUAUUCAUAUAGAAGUAUUUGAAUAUUUUCUCCUAAAUUUGAAAGUAUGUAUAUUGCAUUAUUAAAUAUAGAAAAGCAUUAACAUAUGAAAUAAAUUCAAAGUUACUAGACAUUCCUGUACUGAUCUUCAAACCUGAGUUAAAAUGUGGUACACCUUUGUUCAGGUAGUGUCUUAAGGAAGAAUAGUUGCAUAAUCAAAAUUAACUAAAAUCCCAUAACAACUCUGCAUUGGAAUAGAAACAUGAAAACUGGGUUAUUUGAGGGCAACCACAACAGAUUGUAACAAUAUUCCAUUUUUUCAUAUACUAAGAAAAAUGAAAUAUGUAUUCAUUGUAUUUGGCUCAAGUAUGUAUUUGACAACCAUAGUCUAAGAGAGGGGGAUAUAUUUGUUUAAUAUCUUGAUAUUCUGAAGCAAUAAAUGUUGUAAUGAUUACAUACAUACUGGAAUAUAGAGUGUUACUUUGUGAUCAUUGUUCUCAGAUUAAUUGAAUCCAUUGUUCUGGGAACUUUCCUCUUCAAACUUAUAUUUGAAAUUAAAAUAUGUUUAAGAAAUGUC
Messenger RNA from Apodemus sylvaticus (European woodmouse), 5969 nucleotides. It is a transcript of the gene Kbtbd3, whose product is annotated as kelch repeat and BTB domain containing 3. The record is from RefSeq and is a predicted model, not a curated record. The transcript is spliced from 4 exons. NCBI's taxonomy places the organism in Eukaryota, Metazoa, Chordata, Mammalia, Rodentia, Muridae. Gene Ontology annotation, molecular function: protein binding. Bases 705 to 2528 code for a protein of 607 amino acids.